Messenger RNA from Gossypium raimondii (Peruvian cotton), 1295 nucleotides. RefSeq lists its product as uncharacterized. Bases 87 to 878 code for a protein of 263 amino acids. Lineage: Eukaryota; Viridiplantae; Streptophyta; Magnoliopsida; Malvales; Malvaceae. The record is from RefSeq and is a predicted model, not a curated record. The transcript has 5 exons.
UUUAUUUUUCUUUCCUUCCCUCACUCCUAUUCUAAUCCAACAUAGGGUUACUAUAAAAAAAAUUAAAGAAAAAAAGAAACGUAAAAAUGGAAGAGGAGAGACUGGAAAUGAAGUUGGGAAGUUACGGAGGUAAGGUGAGUGUGUUGGAAUGGGAGACAGAAUCGGGUGCUGCGGAGGAGACGAUGCUGCUUUGGGGAAUCCAACAGCCCACUCUCUCCAAACAAAACGCCUUUGUUUCCCACUCUUCUCUCCAACUCCGUCUUGAUGCCUGCGGCCAUUCUCUCUCCAUUCUCCAGUCUCCUUCUUCCUUGGGAAAACCUGGAGUAACUGGAGCAGUCAUAUGGGAUAGUGGAGUUGUGUUAGGGAAGUUUUUGGAGCAUGCUGUGGACUUGGGAAUUCUUGUUCUGCAAGGCAAAAAGGUCGUUGAAUUGGGCUCUGGCUGUGGAUUAGUUGGGUGUAUAGCAGCUCUUUUAGGUGCACAAGUUAUCCUCACUGAUCUGCCUGAUAGAUUGAGGCUACUUAAAAAGAAUGUUGAAAGCAACUUGAGACAUGGAGUGAGGGGUUCUGCUGCUGUGAAGGAACUCACUUGGGGAGAUGACCCUGACAAUGACUUGAUUGAACUUCCACCUGAUUAUGUGCUAGGUUCAGAUGUGAUCUAUAGUGAAGGAGCAGUUGUGGAUUUGUUGGACUCCCUUACACAGCUAUGCAGGCCACAAACAACGGUGUUUUUGUCUGGGGAACUUCGAAAUGAUACUGUCCUUGAAUGCUUUCUAGAAGCUGCAGUGAAGGACUUCGUGGUUGGGCGCAUCAAUCAGUCACAGUGGCAUCCAGAUUAUCGUAGUCCAAGGGUUGUCAUGUACAUCCUAGUGAAGAAGUGAGGUCAGACAGGAAAAAAAUCACUGCGAAUUGUGAGCAGAUAAAGUCGGAUAUUCAUUCAGCCAAAUUUUGAACAUGUUUGAGUAACCUAUUUCAAUCUUUUCGAUACAGAAUCGAAAGACCAUAUCCUGGCGUGCUUAAUGAUGCUUGGAUUUGCUUGACUGUAGGCUUAUUGCCAUAGAUAUUUGAUUUUCCUUUGAUCUACUCCUAUGGCUUUUCUUGUUCUUUUAGUGAUAAUCUUUUUUAACUAAUCAGGAGUAGUCAACUAAGCUCAUGGUGUAAUGGUAAAGGACUUGAUUAUCAGCAGAUUUAGAGUUAGAUUUCUGAACAAUUCCAAUCCUAAAUAUUUGUGUUUUUUUAGCUUUUCUUGUUUUUGUUGCAAAAGUCAUCAAAUGAAGUUUACUGUUUUUUCUUAUUAA